GCUGCUGCAGUUCAAGAACCAGCUCACUGAAAACUACUUCCAAAACCGUGUGCAUUCCCUCACACAAAAUCCACCGCGUAACUUCCCUCGCUUCCUUCCACCCCUUAAAAACUCCAAUUCUCUUCCCAACUAUUUCCCUCCCUCCCUAGCUAGCUAGCUCUCUAUUCAAAUAUUAUUAUAUAUAAAAAAAAACCAAAAAAAACAAAAGGAAAAACAUGGCUGAUGAUCAUUCUCACGUGUCACAAUCACACGUGUAUGAAUUUCAUCAACAACAGCAGCAACAAGAGUCCACAAUUGUGUGCCAACAACCAUUCACACAAAGUGUCUCAUCAUCAUCAUCAUCAUCAUCAUCACAUGUCGGCAGAGGUUCCAGUGAUCACCGGAAGUAUAGAGGCAUUCGUUGUCGGAGCCGGAAAUGGGUGUCAGAGAUAAGAGAACCAAGAAAGGCCAAUAGGAUAUGGUUGGGCACUUAUCCAACUCCAGAGAUGGCUGCAGUUGCUUAUGAUGUUGCUUGUCAUGCAUUAAAGGGAAAGGAUGCUGUUUUGAAUUUUCCUGAGUGUAUUGGUUCUUGGCCAACUCCGGUGUCACUGUCUCCGGCUGAUAUUAGAGCUGCAGCGGCAGCGGCAGCUGCCGUGAUGAGGCCGGAGAUUGGUGAGAAUGGAAAAGAUGUUGUGGAGUUUGUGGAUGAAGAGGAGUUGUUUGAUAUGCCAUUGUUGUUGAUGAACAUGGCUGAAGGCAUGCUUAUGAGUCCUCCAAGGUUGAGUCCUUCUUGUUCUGAUGACUCCCCUCAUGUUUCUGAGUCUGAGUCCCUUUGGAGCUAUCCAUAAUUUAGUAUAUAUAUAUAUAUAUAUAUAUAUGAUUGAUAAUUAGUAGAGAGUGAAGAAGAAGAAGAAGAAGAAGAAGAAGAAGAAGAAGAAGAAGAGAGUUAUGUGUUUGUUUUAGUGAGUUUUGUUAGUGUUGAAGUUGUUGAAGUAGUGGCAAUGGAGAGACUUGUUGUAAGAGAUGUUAUAUGAUAAUAAAAAUGUUGAAGUCUUAGUCUUAGAUAUAUCAGUAAAACUAACUAGAUGAAUGGGUGUGCAUGCAUAUAUAUA
Molecule: messenger RNA, 1091 nt
Organism: Dioscorea cayenensis subsp. rotundata (Guinea yam)
Lineage: Eukaryota; Viridiplantae; Streptophyta; Magnoliopsida; Dioscoreales; Dioscoreaceae
Product: ethylene-responsive transcription factor ERF027-like
Exons: 1
Coding region: 216-827 (203 amino acids)
Biological process (GO): regulation of DNA-templated transcription
Molecular function (GO): DNA-binding transcription factor activity; DNA binding
Source: RefSeq, a predicted model, not a curated record